Molecule: messenger RNA, 3054 nt
Organism: Megalobrama amblycephala (Wuchang bream)
Lineage: Eukaryota; Metazoa; Chordata; Actinopteri; Cypriniformes; Xenocyprididae
Gene: wdr48b
Product: WD repeat domain 48b
Exons: 19
Coding region: 106-2139 (677 amino acids)
Biological process (GO): protein deubiquitination; double-strand break repair via homologous recombination
Molecular function (GO): ubiquitin binding
Source: RefSeq, a predicted model, not a curated record
CGUACUCAACGGCGGCCUCUAGUGACAGAUUUCGGCCUAACAAACACCAGAACGUAUUCCGCUCUCCACCGGAAGUGACGCAUUCACUGAUUGUCAACAUGCAAGAUGGCGACUCAUCACAGACAGAACGCUGCUGGACGGAGGAAAGUCCAGGUUUCCUACGUUAUUAGAGAUGAGGUGGAGAAGUACAAUCGUAACGGUGUGAACGCUCUUCAGCUGGAUCCUGCUCUCAACAGACUCUUUACGGCCGGACGAGACUCCAUCGUUAGGAUAUGGAGUGUCAACCAACACAAACAGGAUCCGUACAUCGCUUCGAUGGAGCAUCACACUGACUGGGUGAAUGACAUCAUCCUCUGCUGUAAUGGAAAAACAUUGAUAUCAGCCUCCUCGGACACCACUGUGAAAGUCUGGAAUGCACACAAGGGAUUCUGUAUGUCCACGUUACGGACACAUAAGGACUAUGUCAAAGCUUUAGCAUAUGCGAAAGACAAGGAGCUGGUGGCAUCAGCCGGGCUGGACAGGCAGAUCUUCCUGUGGGAUGUGAACACGCUGACCGCUCUGACCGCCUCUAAUAAUACAGUCACCACUUCUUCAUUGAGUGGAAACAAGGACUCCAUCUACAGUCUGGCCAUGAAUCAGGCAGGAACCGUGAUCAUCUCAGGAUCUACAGAAAAGGUCUUGAGGGUCUGGGAUCCACGAACAUGUGCCAAGCUAAUGAAGCUGAAAGGCCACAGUGACAACGUCAAAUCAUUAUUACUAAACAGAGACGGCACUCAGUGUCUCUCUGGUAGCUCAGACGGUACAAUACGCUUGUGGUCUCUCGGCCAGCAGCGAUGUAUCGCCACAUACCGGGUCCACGAUGAGGGUGUGUGGGCCUUGCAGGUGAACGAGGCCUUCACGCACAUUUACUCCGGUGGACGUGACCGAAAAAUCUACUGUACUGACCUGCGAAACCCUGACAUACGUGUGCUCAUAUGUGAAGAGAAAGCUCCUGUCCUAAAGAUGGAAUUGGACAAAUCAGCCGACCCUCCUCAAGCCAUUUGGGUGUCCACAACUAAAUCAUUUGUGAACAAAUGGUCUCUAAAGGGCAUGCAUAACUUCAGAACAUCUGGAGACUAUGACAACGACUGUAGUGCCCCACUGACUCCUCUGUGUACACAGCCAGAGCAGGUCAUCAAAGGUGGCACCAGCAUCGUUCAGUGUCAUAUUCUCAAUGACAAGAGGCACAUACUCACUAAAGACAGCAAUAACAGUGUGGCAUUCUGGGAUGUCCUAAAGGCAUGCAAGGGGGAAGACCUGGGUAAAGUGGACUUUGAUGAGGAAAUUAAAAAAAGGUUCAAGAUGGUUUAUGUGCCGAACUGGUUUUCUGUAGAUCUCAAAACAGGGAUGCUGACUAUCACGCUGGAUGAAAGCGAUUCCUUUGCGGCGUGGGUGGCAGCUAAAGAUGCUGGUUUUACAAGCCCAGAUGGCUCUGACCCUAAGUUGAAUCUGGGUGGGCUGCUCCUGCAGGCCCUGUUGGAAUUCUGGCCCAGAACUCACAUAAAUCCAAUGGAAGAGGAGGAAAAUGAACUCAAUCAUGUAAACGGUGAACAGGAGAGCCGAAUUCAAAAGGGCAACGGCUACUUCCAGGUUCCCCCACACACUCCUGUCAUCUUUGGUGAAGCAGGCGGAAGGACGUUGUUUAGGUUAUUAUGCCGUGAUUCUGGGGGAGAGACAGAGUCUAUGUUACUGAAUGAAACUGUACCUCAGUGGGUUAUUGAUAUCACUGUAGAUAAAAACAUGCCAAAAUUCAACAAGAUCCCAUUCUACCUCCAACCUCAUUCAUCAUCUGGAGCCAAAACACUCAAAAAAGACCGUCUGUCUGCGAGUGACAUGCUUCAGGUGCGGAAAGUGAUGGAACACGUCUAUGAGAAGAUCAUCAACCUUGACACGGAGUCACAGACCACCAGCUCUUCAGCCAAUGACAAGCCAGGAGAGCAGGAGAAAGAAGACGACGUGGCAGUGAUGGCCGAAGAGAAGAUUGAGCUCAUGUGUUUAGAUCAGGUUUUGGAUCCAAACAUGGACCUCCGGACUGUUAAGCAUUUUAUCUGGAAGAGCGGUGGAGACCUGACCCUUCAUUAUAAACAGAAAUCCACGUGAGCCCCUCCGACCAUCUUCAGCCCGCAUCACUUUGACUUCCAGAAGAAGCAUCCCAGAAUGCCCUGCUCUUCUCAGGUCUGAUUAGUCACCCAGGAGGAAUGUUUUUUUCUUCUCAUUCUCUUUGCACCGGCUGAAGUGACAGAGCCAGCAGAAAGACCUGACCGACAGCUGAAGGUUAAAGACUAAAGAUCGACUGCAGAUUGAUGCUGUUGCGAUGUGCUGUAAACAAGGACUUUGUAUUUUUUCUGCUAUUAUUUCAUUACUUUUUUGUAUAUUUAUUACUGUUGUGUUUGUCCAGCAUGAUGAUGAUGAUGAUGAUGAUGAUGCACACAAGUACUUCCAUUCUCAAACAUUCCAGACACUUUUCAACUAGACCAGAACCUGAACUGAAAUCAGCUGCUCUUUAAAGCUCAACUGCUCCCAUUUUGUUUUGUUUUCUUCCGCAAAUAAACAAAGUACAGCUUUUAUUUUCUAGGGUUAAUAUGUUGUUGUAAUUUAUUUGAAGCUUUUUUUGUAUCAACCAAACUUUGCAAUCAGAAAAGCGAAACUGUCCAAUGAGGAUCUAGAAACUGUUUCAGCAAAUUUCACAAUCAGAAAUCGAAACUGUCCAAUGAGGAUCUAGAAACUGCGUUUCAGCAAUGCAGCCUGUAAAAAAAUAAAAAAAGUUCUUGUUUUUAAUGUAUAGAUGCAAUUUAUUGUCAGACACUUUCCAAAUGGAAAUGUCUCAUCUGAAUGUUUGUUCUUUUGUGUGUGUGUGUGUGUGUGUGUGUGUGUGUGUGUGUGUGUGUGAAUCUGAGCACAUGACAGUGUUGGCAUCAUCUUACCACAGCUUCUGAAAAAUAUGGCCCUGCCCUUGUUAACUAAUGUGGCAUUAGGACUGACUUGUCUUUUGAAUAAAGGUUGAAACUUUUUUCA